Molecule: messenger RNA, 366 nt
Organism: Aspergillus udagawae
Lineage: Eukaryota; Fungi; Ascomycota; Eurotiomycetes; Eurotiales; Aspergillaceae
Exons: 2
Coding region: 1-366 (121 amino acids)
Source: RefSeq, a predicted model, not a curated record
AUGAGCGCUGAACAGCUCGAAUUCAACGUCGACCGCAUCGAUGCCAAAAUGGCCGAGCUCCUCACAUCCUUUGAAGCCCACCCGCAAAUGCAGCCCCCGAACACCCACCCAACCCUCUACUUCCUCUUCGAUUUCGUCCGCAACACCCACCGCGAACUGCAAGAAAUCGACAUGGACAAGUUCCGUGCCGGCGACGCCAACGCCCGCAGCAUGGCCCAGGACGUCCUCGGCCGGAACAACUUCACCAACACCCUCGUCAACGAUACCACGGGUAAACUGGCACUGAUGACGGGCGGCGACCCGAAUAACCCCGUGGACUUUGGGGAGGACAUUCGGGCCAAGGCGAAAGCGUUGGUUGAGGUUUAG